AUGCCACCCAUGAUGGACGUAAAGGGUGUGCCAGGGCUCCAAGGAAAACCUGGACCCAGAGGCCCAACUGGGCCAUCAGGACUUCCGGGAAAACCAGGACUGGGAAAACCAGGUCUCAAUGGCCUGCCUGGGCCUCAGGGGCCUCCAGGCUUUCCGGGCAUUGGGAAGCCCGGACUUCCGGGUCUCCCAGGAAAGGAGGGAAUGAAGGGGAUGCCUGGGAAUAAUGGCGAGGUUGGACUCCGGGGUGAACCAGGUCCCAGAGGACUUCCAGGUCAACCAGGUCUCCCUGGGCCAGCUGGCCUGUCUCUUAAUGGCAAACCUGGCCUUCCCGGCGGGAGGGGCCAACCUGGAUCUCGUGGAGAACCAGGAGAGAAAGGUGGGCCUGGAAAUCCUGGGGAGCGUGGACUCAAGGGAGAGAAUGGCAAUGGGAAGCCUGGGUUGCCAGGAACCAGGGGCCCCAACGGACUCAUGGGCCUCCCAGGGCCAGCUGGUAACCAGGGUGUGGGAAAACCAGGACUUAACGGGCUUCCUGGUCCGUCUGGGCCUAAAGGAGACCAGGGGCUCCCAGGAGGAAUAGGAGAGCCAGGGGAGGCUGGCAGUCCAGGGCCGCAAGGCCAGCCAGGGCCCGUCGGAUUGGGCAAGCCUGGUAAAGAUGGAUUGCCUGGAGGACCAGGUCAACUUGGGCCUAAAGGUGAGGCAGGGCAGAGGGGUUCUCCAGGGUUUCCUGGAACUCCUGGCUACGGCAAACCUGGUCUACCAGGGACAAAGGGAGACAAGGGCCUUUUCGGGGGACCAGGCGUCCCUGGAGAUAAAGGGGACCCUGGGAUGAAGGGGCAGCCAGGAGACAUGGGCCCAGAUGGACAGCCAGGACCACCAGGAAUACAGGGCCCCAUGGGGCUUUCAGGAAAACACGGCAUGCCUGGCCUGAAGGGAGAGUUGGGUCCGCAGGGGCAUCCAGGUCUGCCAGGGAUCAGAGGGGACCAGGGUCCCAGUGGUCUGUCUGGAAAACCCGGCAUUCCUGGAGACAAAGGCCUCCCGGGCCCUAACGGGUCUAUCGGAAAACCUGGGCCCAAAGGCGAGGCUGGGCACAUAGGCCUGCCAGGAAACCCAGGUCUUUUAGGCAAUCCUGGACCAAAAGGGGAGUCUGGGUUCGUUGGGUCUCCAGGACCAAGAGGCCAGUCUGGUAUCCCUGGUCUACAGGGGCCUUCAGGGCCAAUGGGGCCACAGGGUAUCCCAGGUCUGAAGGGCGAACCUGGGCUGCCGGGUCUUCCAGGGCUGGGCAAGCUCGGAGAAAAGGGAGUUCCAGGUCCCCAAGGUCCCCCAGGAAAGCCAGGCAACUCUGGACUCAAUGGCAACCCCGGCCCCCCUGGGCCACCUGGGCCCCCUGGCCCUGCAGGAAAUGGACAAACCGUAGUGGCUGGGCUAACGGAUUCAGGGCUGGGCGGGGACGAGGUACCAGACGGGAGGUACGGAAAACCACAGUUUGGCAGUGCAGAUCUCUCCACCACCGUGGCACCCGCGUUUACCGCCAUCCUCACUACGGCCUUCCCUCCCUCUGGGAUGCCCAUCAAGUUUGACAGGACCCUGUACAACGGGCAGAAUGCCUACAACCCCGCCACCGGUAUCUUCACCAGCCCCAUGUCCGGAGUCUACUACUUUGCCUACCACGUGCAUGUAAAGGGACUCAGUCUGUGGGUGGCGCUGUACAAGAACAAUGUUCCAGCCACAUACACCUACGAUGAGUACAAGAAGGGCUACAUGGACCAGGCGUCCGGUAGCGCCGUGCUUGAGCUGAAGGAGAACGACCAGGUGUGGAUGCAGAUUCCCUCGGAUCAGGCUAACGGGCUCUACUCCACCGAAUACAUCCACUCGUCCUUCUCAGGGUUCCUGCUCUGUCCCACAUAA
This is a messenger RNA of Coregonus sp. 'balchen', 1905 nucleotides long. The record is from the annotation of a GenBank genome assembly. NCBI's taxonomy places the organism in Eukaryota, Metazoa, Chordata, Actinopteri, Salmoniformes, Salmonidae.